Paraglomus occultum is the source of this 292-nucleotide messenger RNA. Lineage: Eukaryota; Fungi; Glomeromycota; Glomeromycetes; Paraglomerales; Paraglomeraceae. The record is from the annotation of a GenBank genome assembly.
AUGCCCAAAUAUUCACGCAGAAAGUUUCAGCAACCGAUCAGUCCUAGAAGUUAUUCGAAAAAAAUAAAGAUGGAAAUUUGUGAUAACAUUUACACAGAAUAUUAUCCACAAAUUGACAAUGAUGAUAGCCAGGAUGAUACGAAGCAGGGACAUUGGAGUGGUGAGGAAGAUAAAAUACUCAUAGAAAUAGUAAAAGCGUAUGGUCCACAUAACUGGGAAAAGAACUCUGUAUACCAUCCUAGUCGGAAUGGCAAGCAAAUGAGAGAACGAUGGCUGUCUCAUUUAAAAGGAG